Molecule: messenger RNA, 2808 nt
Organism: Alternaria postmessia
Lineage: Eukaryota; Fungi; Ascomycota; Dothideomycetes; Pleosporales; Pleosporaceae
Exons: 2
Coding region: 1-2808 (935 amino acids)
Biological process (GO): dolichyl monophosphate biosynthetic process
Cellular component (GO): endoplasmic reticulum membrane
Molecular function (GO): dolichol kinase activity
Source: RefSeq, a predicted model, not a curated record
AUGGCGCAAGAGACGGCACCGCCAGACUCGCCCUUGGAUGCGUUUGCGCCUGCGCCCGACGACAUCGAACAACUCGACCAAUUCCGCCGUUCGCCCCACCCGUACUUGCAUCAUAGAGAUCAGCUACGGAGACGGUCGCCAGAUCCGGCGCACGACGUUUCUCUGCACUCGCAAUCGCAAUCGCAAACCCCGCCUCGGCCCCUAGACAAGACCAUGAGGAAAACGCCGUCACAAUCACCAAGUGAAAGCGGCACCGAGGCCGACGACGAGGGCUGCAGCCUUGUCAAGGCACUGCCUGCUCCUCCCUUGCGACCGCACAAGGGCCUCCGUGAGUCCCAGGCAUUGGGCACAGAGGCGUGGGCGAGCCCCCUCCUCACCCCCACACAGAUUGACGAUGAGGGGAGGAAGCUCUCCGAGGGCUACUUCGCUCGCAACAACAAGACGAGACGCAAGGGAGACGUAUACCAUAGCGACGACGAAGCGAGGGCGGCCAGGCAGAGAUACCUCCAGCGGCGGCGCAACGAGCUGGUCAGGAGAACGACCGAGACUGCAUUGCUUGCGGGCAUUGCCGUCCUGGCUGUCCGUGGUUGCGACUGCUGGACCAAACUGCUGGCAUGGCAUAGAGUAGAGCUGUUGACACACUGUUCUGUCAUGGCUGGCGUUUUGGGGCUAUAUCCGCUUCGGCUUCUGUACUACUCAUGGAGAAAUCACUCUCAACUCCGGCUUGGCCGUCAAAUACAUCUACCAGCCGCCUUCGAUCCGGCCACUAUCCUCUACCCCCCAAUAUUGCCCGUCCUGAUUGCGAUCUCCCUGUUUGCCUCAUCGUCAAAGCCCCUUCUACCCAACAUGUUGCUUGGACUAGCCGCUUUACCAGCCAGGCUUGUUCCUUUCAGAAGCGCUACCUUGGGCUACUCUCCUCUGCACUGGCUGAUAUCCAUCAUGCCCCUGAUCGUUUCAGAGAACACCGAUAUACCCUCUCGGCUGUUUGCACAGACACCAUACAAGCUCAAGUUACCCCCGCCUAACCAAGGUGUAGACCCAGAACUUCUGGUGAUGUUAUUCCCCUUGCAUCAGGCGCUACUACCGCCCUUGUACUAUCUCACCACGACGAGCCUUUUGCCAGCCGAGUUGCAUUUGCUUUCCAUUGGGCUCAUCAACCUCCUCUUAUUCUCGGAAACUCCUCAAGCAACCAUACUCACUGUCUUGCUGUGGCUAGGCGGGCUGGGUGUUUUCUUGCUUUGCGGCAGGAUCUUGAAGUGGGGUGUUGCACUUGCACGCAUUCCGCGAUGGAGGCUUCGGCGUGCUGGCCAAGUCAUCCGAGCUCGACAGAAUUUCUUGCAGGUCCUGAACCACAGCCUGGGUUCCAGGCGCGGCGGGAGUGGUUCGGUGAGAAAUGCGAGUGAUAGUGAUGCGGAUGAAGAAGAUCCUGCAUUUGAAAAUGCUCUCCACAAGACUAAGAGUCUGAAAGUCAACAUUCUAGAUUCUGCGAAACACAGCAGACUUCGCAUGGACGGCGAUGAGCCACGAUCCGCGGUUGAAGCGACAAAUACGGGCUUUCAGCAAUCGAAUGGUGGCGAAAGAGCCAACCAUAGCAGCGGACGCAGGCGAAGGAACACCCUUCCAGUUCUCGUCGCUGAAGACCAUACAUCAAAGCAUCAGUACUCGAGUCGAAAACGAUCGAGAUCAAUUGUGCAGUCCUACCUGUCGCUCACACCGACCGAGGCCACCAUGAGGAAGUGGUUGUACGCAGGAUACUUCUAUGCGAUUGUAGUCGCGCUAAUACUUGGACCAAUUCGGUAUACUAUCGGCGAACAUGCUCUCCACCACAACGAACCGUUUGGAUGGGCCAUCAGCUACCUCUUCGGCAAUGUACCACGCGUGCGAUGGGAGGUGUUCCAGUGGAAUUUGGACUGGUGGGUCCCACUACCGACGAGACUGGAUUCUGACGACAUGCUCGAAUCCGCACAACAUCUAUCACCUGCGGAGUAUGUGCGUUUCUUAGUGGUAGGCGAAGCAAACACACGUCUCUUGCUGUGCUUGUACUGUGCCGGAACUAUCAUUGCCGGCCUUGUUGCAGUCUUCUCACUUUCCGCGGUUGUAGAAGUCGAUACGCGCAGAAAGGUGUUCCAUGGCACCAUGGUCGCGAUGCUUCUUCCGACCAUCUUCAUCGAUCCUUGUUUUGUCGCACUAGCCCUUGCGUUGGUGCUUGCGAUAUUUCUCCUUCUGGAUCUGAUUCGUGCCUCGCAACUGCCACCACUGUCGAAACCCAUUGCUAGGUUCCUCACGCCGUACGUAGACGGUCGUGAUCUCCGGGGUCCAGUAGUAGUAUCACACAUCUUUCUCCUCAUAGGCUGCGCAAUACCGCUUUGGCUAUCGCUCGCAGGUAUAGAACGGGCUGGCGAUGAGCCAUGGCAAGGGUGGGAUGUCAAGGAUAGGGAUGUGAGUAUGGUGGCAGGGGUGGUUUGUGUUGGCAUGGGCGACGCCGCGGCAUCUCUCAUUGGCCGUCGCUACGGACGGCGGAAGUGGCCAUGGGCCGGCGGCAAGUCACUCGAGGGCUCCCUAGCAUUUGCAUUUGCAGUGUCGAUAGGGCUCGUUGUGAGUAGAGUCUGGCUUGACGUUGGGUGGGACAGUGGCCAGGCAGGGCAGAAGACAACGAGCGAGUGGGUACAAGACGCACUGCUCAUGGUCGGCAAGGCAGGUCUAUGUGCGGCGGGGGCGAGCCUCAACGAGGCGGUGCUCACAGGCGGAAACGACAAUGUGAUAGUGCCAGUCAUACUAUGGGCUCUUGUGAGGGGUGUCAGGCUGUAG